Messenger RNA from Betta splendens (Siamese fighting fish), 5116 nucleotides. RefSeq names its product PDS5 cohesin associated factor B (gene pds5b). Gene Ontology annotation, cellular component: chromatin; nucleus. The record is from RefSeq and is a predicted model, not a curated record. Bases 178 to 4398 code for a protein of 1406 amino acids. The transcript has 35 exons. Gene Ontology annotation, biological process: mitotic sister chromatid cohesion; DNA repair. NCBI's taxonomy places the organism in Eukaryota, Metazoa, Chordata, Actinopteri, Anabantiformes, Osphronemidae. Gene Ontology annotation, molecular function: DNA binding.
CGGACCUACGCGGAGCCGCUCCAUAGGUGGCGCUACGCCCUCGCUCAUGUUUUGUACCCACGGGCACUCAAUCUAUACAUAUUGGCGCCAUUUUGGAGCGAGGAGGGGGAAGAGAGUCGCAGAGGAGGAUACGAUUGAUCACAAUUCACCGUAACAGGCAGUGAAGAGCUAAAGAGGAUGGCUCACUCUAAAGCUCGAGCCGCAGACGGGAAGGUGACCUACCCGCCGGGGGUCAAGGAGAUCUCUGACAAAAUCUCUAAAGAGGAAAUGGUCCGCAGGCUCAAGAUGGUUGUGAAGACCUUCAUGGACAUGGACCAGGACUCUGAGGAGGAGAAGGAGCUGUACCUGAACCUGGCCCUCCAUCUGGCCUCGGACUUCUUUCUCAAACACCCAGACAAGGACGUGCGUCUGCUGGUCGCCUGCUGUUUAGCAGACAUAUUUAGGAUUUAUGCCCCUGAGGCACCGUACACCUCCCCAGAUAAGCUAAAGGACAUUUUUAUGUUCAUCACAAGACAGCUGAAAGGACUAGAGGACACAAAAAGUGCUCAGUUCAACAGAUACUUCUACCUGCUUGAGAACAUAGCAUGGGUGAAGUCCUACAACAUUUGCUUUGAGCUUGAAGACAGUAAUGAGAUCUUCACCCAGCUUUACAGAACACUCUUCCAAGUUAUCAACAAUGGCCACAAUCAGAAGGUGCACAUGCAUAUGGUGGACCUGAUGAGCUCCAUCAUCUGUGAGGGGGACACUGUAUCUCAGGAGCUACUGGACACUGUUUUGGUCAACUUGGUCCCUGCACACAAGAAUUUGAAUAAACAAGCAUACGACCUGGCCAAAGCUUUGCUGAAGAGGACGGCUCAAGCUAUUGAACCUUACAUCACAAAUUUCUUCAACCAAGUGCUGAUGCUGGGGAAGACAUCCGUUAGCGAUCUGUCUGAACAUGUUUUCGACCUUAUUUUAGAACUGUACAACAUAGACAGCCACCUGCUGCUUUCUGUGCUGCCGCAGCUCGAGUUUAAGCUCAAGAGUAAUGAUAAUGAUGAGAGGCUGCAGGUGGUGAAGCUGCUGGCUAAGAUGUUUGGAGCCAAGGACUCUGAGUUGGCUGCUCAGAAUAAACCACUGUGGCAGUGUUAUUUGGGCAGGUUUAAUGACAUCCAUGUGCCCAUAAGACUGGAAUGUGUGAAGUUUGCCAGUCACUGCCUAAUGAACCACCCAGACCUGGCAAAAGAUCUCACAGAGUACCUGAGGGUCAGAUCACAUGACCCAGAGGAGGCGAUACGCCAUGAUGUCAUUGUCUCUAUUGUAACAGCUGCCAAGAAAGACCUGUCUCUAGUCAAUGAUGCAUUGCUCAAUUUUGUAAAGGAGAGGACCCUGGACAAGAGAUGGCGCGUGCGUAAGGAAGCAAUGAUGGGCCUGGCAUCAAUCUACAGGAAGUACUCUCUGCAGGGAGAGGGAGGGAGAGAGGCCUCUAAACAGAUUUCCUGGAUCAAAGACAAACUGCUCCAUAUUUACUACCAGAACAGCAUUGAUGACAGGUUGCUGGUUGAGCGGGUCUUUGCCCAGUACAUGGUUCCUCACAACUUGGAAACCACUGAGAGGAUGAAGUGUCUUUAUUAUCUGUAUGCCACCCUGGAUACAAACGCUGUCAAAGCUCUGAAUGAGAUGUGGAAGUGCCAGAAUAUGCUAAGAAACCAUGUCAAAGACCUGCUGGAUUUGGUCAAGAAACCAAAGUCUGAAGCAUCCAGCAAAGCUGUAUUUGCCAAAGUUAUGGUGAUCACAAGGAACCUGCCAGACCCAGGAAAGGCUCAGGACUUUGUGAAGAAGCUGGCUCAAGUCUUGGAUGAUGAUGAACGUAUCAGAGAUCAGCUGGAGACACUGGUCAGCCCCAGUUGCUCCUGCAAGCAGGCUGAAGUCUGUGUGCGAGACAUCACUAAAAAGCUUGGAAGCCCCAAACAGCCUAGCAAUCCUUUUCUGGAAAUGGUCAAAUUUCUGCUGGAGAGGAUUGCCCCGGUGCAUAUCGACACGGAGUCCAUCAGUGCUUUGAUAAAGCAAGUGAACAAAUCCAUAGAUGGCACAGCUGAUGAUGAGGAGGAAGGGGUCCCCACUGAAGAGGCAAUCAGAGCAGGACUGGAACUACUAAAGGUGCUGUCAUUCACACAUCCGGUGUCGUUCCACUCUGCGGAGACUUUUGAAUCUCUGCUCGGUUGUCUGAAGAUGGAUGACGAGAAGGUGGCUGAGGCGGCGUUGCAGAUCUUCAAGAACACAGGCAGCAAGAUGGAAGAGAGUUUUCCUCACAUCAAAUCUGUUUUACUGCCGGUACUGCAGGCCAAAGCCAAGAGGGGCCCACCACGCCAGGCCAAGUAUGCCAUUCACUGCAUCAACGCCAUGUUCAGCAACAGAGACACGCACUUCGCCCAGAUCUUUGAGCCUUUGCAUAAAAGCCUGGACCCUGCUAACCUGGAGCAGCUCAUCACUCCUUUGACCACCCUGGGUCACUUGGCUCAGCUGGCCCCUGAACAGUUUGCUGCACCGCUCAAAUCUCUAGUCGCCAAUUUUAUUGUGAAGGAUCUGCUUAUGAAUGACAGAAUCCCAGGUAAGAAGACAACCAAACUUUGGGUUCCUGAUGAUGAAGUGUCACCAGAGACUCUGGCCAAGAUCCAGGGCAUCAAGUUGAUGGUGAGGUGGUUACUUGGGGUGAAGAACAACCAGAGUAAAUCGGGCAACUCCACCCUGAGGAUGCUGACUGCUAUCCUACACAGUGAUGGAGACCUAACGGAGCAGGGCAAGAUGGGUAAACCAGACAUGUCGAGGCUGCGGCUGGCAGCAGCGUGUGCUUUACUGAAGCUGGCACAGGAGCCCUGCUAUCAUGAAAUAAUUACGCUGGAGCAAUAUCAGCUGUGUGCGCUUGUGAUCAAUGAUGAGUGCUACCAGGUGCGACAGUGUUUUUCCCAGAAGCUCCACCGAGGCCUGUGUCGCCUCCGCCUGCCACUGGAAUACAUGGCAGUGUUUGCUUUAUGUGCAAAGGAUCCCGUUAAAGAGAGGAGGGCUCACGCUCGCCAGUGCUUGGUGAAAAACGUCAACAUACGCCGAGAGUACCUCAAACAGCAUGCUGCCCUGAGUGACAAGCUGUUGUCUCUGCUGCCGGAAUACGUGGUUCCCUACACCAUCCACCUGCUGGCACAUGACCCAGACUACGUCAAAGUACAAGACAUUGAGCAGCUCAAGGAAAUUAAAGAAGCUCUGUGGUUUGUUCUUGAGAUUAUCAUGGCCAAGAAUGAGAACAAUAGCCAUGCUUUCAUAAGGAAAAUGGUGGAAAAUAUCAAACAGACGAAAGACGCCCAGGCUCCCAACGAUCCCAAAACCAAUGAGAAGCUCUACACGGUCUGUGAUGUAGCCAUGAAUAUUAUCAUGUCGAAGAGCACCACCUACAGCCUGGAGUCUCCAAAAGACCCGGUGCUGCCCUCCUCCUACUUCACUAAACCUGACAAGAAUUUCAACAACACGAAAAAUUAUCUUCCACCAGAGAUGAAGUCAUUCUUUACGCCAGGGAAGCCCAAGUCCGCCAACGUCCUGGGUGCCGUUAACAAGCCUCUGUCGUCAGCGGGAAAACAGCUUCAAAGCAAAGCUUCUCGUAUGGAGACUGCCAGCAAUGACGACUCCUCAUCCAACCCAGGCUCCCCACAGCGCAGCAAGACCAGGCAUGACAGCACUGAGUUGGAUCAUAGUGAAAACAUCAGCCUAAAGAGAGCAGACAGCACAGAUAAGGAAAUUGAAAAGCCCCGUGGUCGUAAGCGGGGCGUGACCUCCAGCGACGACCAGGACAGCAAGCCCAAGCGCGGACGCAAAAAGGCGGCGGCCAACACGACCCCAGCAGCCGAUUCAGAGGACCAGUGGGACGAGGACAAUCGGCCAGAGGACGAGCAGAACAGCCCGCCCAAAAAAGGGCGCAGGGGACGCCCCCCAAAGUCCGCCACCGCGACUCAGGACUCACCUAUGAAGGGAAAGAGAGGGAGAAAGAAGGCAGCUCCACCACCAGAGGACGAGGAGGAGGAGGAGGACGAAGAGGAGGAGCGGAUGGAGGAAGAAGCAGAGGAUGAGGAGCAAGACGAUGACGGGAGCGGUGAAAACAUGGAGGUGAAGUCAAAGGGGGGAAGACAGGCACGAACGCCAAGGCGAUUACAAGGCUCUGACUCAGCGGAGUCCACGCCACAGAAGAGAAGAGGACGUCCACCCAAAUCAGCUCAGCCACCUGCCAAGAAGCCAGCGCGCGGCGGCCGAUCGAAGGCAGCUGCUGCUAAAGACGACUCUGAGGAGGAGGAGGAAGAGGAGGAGGAAGAGGAGGAGCAGGAGGAUGAGCCAACACCAAAGGGUCGCAAGAAGGCAGCGGGACGGAGAAGAUGAGCUGAACAUACAGUGGAGGACACAAAUUGACAAGACGUGGAGGAAUGACGUAGGAAAGAAAAUAUGGACAUAUGAACUUUUUAAACUUUUCAUACGCCGAUGCUCCUACUGUUACACACACUUGCAUAUACCACAUGCACACUACAUCAGUACACGCAUAUCAUCGGCUGUGGUUCGUUGCAUUGUGUUGCAUUGUGAUGAUGUUCGCCACAUAAAGUAGAAAUCAUUUUAACAGGAAAAACAAAAAAACUCACUUGUAAAUAGUCUCUCAUGUCUGUUUCAUGUUUUGUUGUUGUGUUUGCUGACUGGGGGGAUGCUGUAAAGCCUUUACCUUGCGAUAUAAUUAAAGUGCUCCCAUGAUGAUUUAUUGCUUAUCAAUCUUCCCUCUGUCUCAAUUUUAAAAAGUGAGAUUAACUAUCUCUGUUUGUGAUAAGUGUGUUAUUUUACUUCAAAGGAAACAAGCUUUUUUUUGUUUACAGCACUGUAUAUUAAUACCUUUUUUUUACCAUGAAUAAAAAAGUCAGGAACCUGUUCAAAUGUAGAGUUGCCUCUGGAAAAGAUUGUAGUGUGUCUCUCAGUUUUAGCUUUGUACUUACUGGUAGACAGAUGUCCUGAGCAUCCGUGCUUGUAACGCAGUGUCACUGCUGAGUAAAACUCGGCUUCACAUCCACCCAGUCAGAUCCUCUGUUGUAUCAAUAUAAUUCUCUACAAAACCUGA